AAAAACUUGUCAGAAAAUUUGUUAGGAUUUCAGUAAAUAUUUGAUUAUUUAGCASAGUUUUACUUGGACGAUGGGAGACGAUGAUGAUCUAGCAUUUGCUUUAUUUCUCCAAGAACAAUUGAAUAACGAAAAUUCUGAAAUAGUGCCACAAAAACAGUCAAACGUCCCAACUUCUCUGGUCGACCCRUCAUGGGAAUUGAUYGAUCCUAACCCAGAUAUCAGACAGUUGUUUCUGCAGUUUAAUCAGGAAUACUUUGAUGGAAUGCUUGGUGGAGUAGAAGUGCGUUGGAGUCCAAGAAUGACACUCUGUGCUGGGUUAUGCUGCUAUGAAGGAAGAGGUGGUCUUUGUUCUGUAAGACUGAGUGAACCAUUAUUGAAAUUGAGGCCAAGAAAAGAUUUAGUUGAGACGUUACUGCAUGAAAUGAUCCAUGCUUUGCUSUUUGUGACUCAAAACAACAAGGAUCAUGAUGGUCAUGGCCCUGAGUUUCAUAAACACAUGUAUAGAAUAAACAAACAAGCAGGGACUAAUAUUUCUGUCUACCACAACUUCCAUGAUGAGGUCAAUGCAUAUCGCCAACAUUGGUGGAAAUGUAAUGGUCCAUGUCAGAAAUGGCCACCUUUUUAUGGUGUUGUAAAGCGAGCAAUGAACAGAGCUCCUGCUCCAAGAGAUACGUGGUGGGAUGAUCACAAAAGAAAAUGUGGGGGUGAAUUUACCAAAGUUAAAGAGCCUGAAAACUAUGGAAAACGAAAAUCUAAGAAGAAAGACAAAUUAACUGAGAAAGGAAAAGGGAAAAGUGUUAACUCMGAUUCAAAACCUAAUCUUCCAACUUUCUUUGAUAAAAUGAAAAAGAAUCAAACAUCUGAUAAUUCAUGUGGUGAGGUUGAUAAGRAAGGAACAAGURAAYACCAUGGAAAUAUGUCUGAUASUGACAGUAGUGAUGACAACUUAGAGACUUCAACAAAAAAGCCAAAAAUUGACAAUUCUCUUCCUCCUGGGUUCCAAGUUUUUUCAGGGAGAGGUCAUGUCUUGGGAGGCUCAAAAACAGACAAAGUUGAAAAUAACAGAGUACAAAAUCCUCUUGGAGUACACAACACAAAUGAUAAACCUACAUGUAAAGCUACAACUGGAGUACACAACACAAAUGAUAAACCUACAUGUAAAGCUACAACUACAUCCAAACAAACAGAAUCCAACUCAAGUCUUGAUUUUAAGAAAGGAUCUCAUAAUGGAAAAGYRUCUAAAAAGAAAACAGCUAUUCCUAGUUUAACAAUAAUUGAUGCCUUUGCUAGAGGCAAGAAGACUGUAGAAGAUUCUGUUACUGGAUCCAAGGAAAAACCAAUCAAUUUAUGUGAAGAUUCUUCAAAUGAUGUUCCAUGUCCUUCUUGUCAGUCUUUUAUACCUUUACACAUGAUCAAUAACCAUUUAGAUGGUUGUUUAACAAGUGUAUAAUAAUUAAUCAUCUCUUACUGACGCCUUUGUAAUCACUACAGAUAUGUUUGCAUUUACAUGAAGAUGGAUAAUCUUUUCAUAAUAUUUUUGAAAAAUUAUUAUCUUUUUCAUGUUAAUGCACAUGACAAUAUGACUGUACUGAUUAAAAAGGAUGUCUGUGUAAAUGUAAGUUAUCAGUUUACAUUAUUAAAUUUUAAAAUUCAUAGUAGAUUAAUAUUAAUUUUAUGAUAUUGAAAUGGAAAUACCUAAAUUUAUUAAGAGUAUAUAAUGUUUUUAUAUGUACAGCAAAUGCCAUAUUUUUGAAUGAUUCUUUGUUCUCAAAUAUACAAUUGAGAAUUGAUAUUAGAUCCAAUAAAAUAUUGUCCU
Exaiptasia diaphana is the source of this 1816-nucleotide messenger RNA. Its product is annotated as sprT-like domain-containing protein Spartan. The transcript has 6 exons. The record is from RefSeq and is a predicted model, not a curated record. Bases 71 to 1450 code for a protein of 459 amino acids. Gene Ontology annotation, biological process: DNA repair. Gene Ontology annotation, molecular function: polyubiquitin modification-dependent protein binding; metalloendopeptidase activity; single-stranded DNA binding. Gene Ontology annotation, cellular component: nucleus. NCBI's taxonomy places the organism in Eukaryota, Metazoa, Cnidaria, Anthozoa, Actiniaria, Aiptasiidae.